GUUUUAGCAGGCACAACUCAAGUUUUGAUCAAUUUUUGAUAGCUGAACAACAAAAUCAAACCAAAUUCUCCUCUGAACAUGGACAGCCCAGUAAAACAGCGCCGGAAACCCAAGAACCUGGACCAAUCCAAGCUGGACGAAGAUCCGGGAACUCAAAAGGUCGAGUUCAAAAAGGAUAUCAUCGAUGAGGUAGCGGAUCAGGCGGCUGAGUACGAUUACAUGAAGUACCCAAGCAACAAAGAGAAGGCAAAACUCCUGAAAUGCGUUAAACCACUGAAAAGUGUCACCUUUAAGGCGGUGGUGGAGCUGGUGACCUUUUCGGAAAACUGGAAGAUGAAGAUGAGCGAGAGCAGGCUGCGCUCGGAGGAUGAGCAGCUGAAGAACUCCCAAAAAUAUCGCAACUACUGACAAUUCCCCUUCAAAUUAUUGUUCGUUGUAAGCAAAUAAAUUGUUAUGUAUUGGUAAAAAGUA
This is a messenger RNA of Drosophila simulans, 471 nucleotides long. RefSeq lists its product as uncharacterized. The record is from RefSeq and is a predicted model, not a curated record. NCBI's taxonomy places the organism in Eukaryota, Metazoa, Arthropoda, Insecta, Diptera, Drosophilidae. Bases 79 to 408 code for a protein of 109 amino acids. The transcript has 2 exons.